CAAUCAAACACCAACAAACCAUUCCAAUUACCUUUUAUUAUACUCUUUGCACUUGCAUUAGCACUCCCAAAUGAAGCAAUUCAUCCGCCGUCUCUCCCGCAUCGCCGACGUCUCCGCCCAGUACAACCUCCUCUGCUCCUCGCCUCCACCUGAAUCCUUCCGUGUCGCGGUUAAGAAGCAGGCGCCGCGCUCCGUCCCCCAGGGACACGUCCCGGUUUACGUCGGGGAAGAGAUGGAGCGGUUCGUUGUCAACGCGGAGCUGCUCAACCACCCGGCUUUCGUCGGGUUGCUUAACAAGUCGGCUCAGGAGUACGGGUAUGAGCAAAAAGGGGUGCUGCAUAUUCCCUGUCACCUCCUCGUUUUUGAAAGGGUUAUGGAAGCAUUGAGACUAGGGGUUGAAUCACGUGACCUCCAGGAUCUCCUUCCUUCUCCGACGAUUUCUAGCCAGCAAAACAUGAACAAACGAGGUCGUUUUGGCUCUCUUUGUUUUUCAAGUAAAUAUAUAUGUGAUGUUAAAGGAAAAUGGAAGAAAUUCAGGGCUCUGUUAAGUGUGGCCCUUUAA
Molecule: messenger RNA, 562 nt
Organism: Hibiscus syriacus
Lineage: Eukaryota; Viridiplantae; Streptophyta; Magnoliopsida; Malvales; Malvaceae
Product: auxin-responsive protein SAUR71-like
Exons: 1
Coding region: 71-562 (163 amino acids)
Biological process (GO): response to auxin
Source: RefSeq, a predicted model, not a curated record